GUUGAAGACCUACCCAAAAACCCUUAAGUUGAAGUCCAUAUACAGAUGGCCAUGCAUGGUGGUUUAUUUGCCAAAGAAGCCAACACGACGUCCGCAUUCUCAGCGGUGCCUUGGUGGAGCACCGGCCUCGGAUCUCAGCCAGCAGGUUUUCACGAUGACCUUUUUGGCCAGUUCAAGCCUGCAUCUUCUGCUGUAGACAAGCCAUCCAAUACAGGAACCCAGCUCACUCCCUCUAGGGAACCAGAACGUAAUGGAGGACAAGAAACUGGAAAUGGGAAAACUAAUAAAUUUACCAUUUUUUCUGGUGAGUGCAAGGAUCCUCCAAAUGGGCAAAAGUUUCGGCUCCAAAAUGCCAGCAACAUGCAAGCAGCUGCUGCAGAAUAUCGAGGGCAUUUGGAGCUUGGAUUCAGCCAGCCAUUGAUUUGUGCAAAAUAUCCUUAUGGAGAGCAAUGUCAUAGUGUAUUCUCAACUUAUGGGCCUCAAUUGACUGGCCGGAUCAUGCUGCCGCUGAAUUCAACAAGUGAUGAAGUGCUAUUUGUUAAUGUUAAGCAGUAUAAUGGAAUAUUGAGGCGCAGACAGUACCGUGCAAAGGCAGAACUGCAGAAUAAAGUGCUGAAAAACCGCAAGCCAUAUCUGCACCUGUCACGUCAUCUCCAUGCAAUGCGCAGGCCAAGAGGUUGUGGCGGCCGCUUUCUCAACACUAAGAACCUGAAUGGCAGUAAGAGUAAUAGUGAUGACAAUACGACUGCAAAAGGACGAUUUUCUCGACCGACAGGAUCCCAGAGCUCCGAUGUCGUGCAGUCUGAUAGUGGAAAUUCAAGUUCACUGAGAAAAGCUAAUGGCUGCAGGUCAAAUAAUUUGGGUACAGAGGUUACUAGCGUGUACUCCAGGGGAGAUCUUGACUUUCCAUUUAACAAUCUAUCCUCAGCAAUUCAGUCUCUGCCUAAUAUGAUGACUUCAGGGCAUUGGAUUGUCCCGCCAGGCAAGUGGGUUGUAGCUGCAGAUAGCUGCUGCAACCUGAAAGUUUGAUGGCAGGAUGC
This is a messenger RNA of Coffea arabica (coffee), 1040 nucleotides long. The record is from RefSeq and is a predicted model, not a curated record. NCBI's taxonomy places the organism in Eukaryota, Viridiplantae, Streptophyta, Magnoliopsida, Gentianales, Rubiaceae.